Messenger RNA from Exophiala spinifera, 786 nucleotides. RefSeq lists its product as uncharacterized. Gene Ontology annotation, molecular function: calcium ion binding; monooxygenase activity. The record is from RefSeq and is a predicted model, not a curated record. The transcript is spliced from 2 exons. Lineage: Eukaryota; Fungi; Ascomycota; Eurotiomycetes; Chaetothyriales; Herpotrichiellaceae. Bases 1 to 786 code for a protein of 261 amino acids.
AUGGUGCCCCAUCUGGAUAGUUCAGCGGGGCCGCAACAUCGAACCUCAAUACCCGAAGCCCCCAUCACUGCAGAUUACAGGGCGCAUAUCCCUCAUGCGGACUCGAAACUCUUGAAUUCAGGUAUUGUACAGACCAAUUUCGCGCCUACCGCGGAUGCACCUUAUGGAACAGAAAAAGAUGGAUGGGCCAAACAACACCAGCAUCAGACAGUUCUGGAGCAACACUGCUCAUUCUUUGACCCAGAUAGCGAUGGGGUGAUCUGGCCCACUGACACCUACCGUGUGUGUCGAUCCUUUGAUUGGAAGAUCAUUACCUCGCUCUUUUUCACCGCAUUUUUACACAGCGUUCAGUCCUACAACACUGCACCGAGCAUUCUACCUGAUCCAUUCUUCAGACUUUACGUCAAGAGAGCAUAUAUGAAUAAACACGGGAGUGGAACAGGCACAUUCGACUCAGAAGGACGCUUUCGUCCCCAGCCCUUUGAGGACUUUUUUGCAAAGUUUGAUCGAGAUGGCAAAGGAGGACUAACGAAAUGGGAACUAUGGCAUGGUUUGAGGAGGUCAAGGCAUGCAUUUGACUUCUUUGGCCAAGUGUCUGCAAUGUUCGAAUGGGGAUUUGCUUGGGUUCUCAUCUGGCCUGAAGAUGGGAUAUUGCGGAAAGAGGAUGUGAGGAGAUUGCUUGAUGGGAGCUUAUAUCAUGAGAAAGUUGCAGCCAAAGGCGAUGCAUGCCCGGGACUCGAUGGUAAAUCGUUGGAUGGGUCUACACCGAGAUCUGCCUCAACCUAA